Molecule: messenger RNA, 324 nt
Organism: Hirsutella rhossiliensis
Lineage: Eukaryota; Fungi; Ascomycota; Sordariomycetes; Hypocreales; Ophiocordycipitaceae
Product: DDE superfamily endonuclease domain-containing protein
Exons: 4
Coding region: 1-324 (107 amino acids)
Molecular function (GO): nucleic acid binding
Source: RefSeq, a predicted model, not a curated record
AUGUCUGGCUUUGGUUUGGAUAGUCUUGUGGUUGGGAGUGCAGACCCAAAACGGAAGGCCCUUCUGAAAGGGCCACAGUCCCGCAACUGGACCUCAUUUAUUGAAACUAUCACCGCGGACGGCCGUGUCCUUACCCCUGGCAUUAUCUUUAAGGGCAAAGAACUUCAGAAACAGUGGUUCUUGACGGAAUUCGGCAAAAUAGCCGACUGGCAUUACAUAACGUCGCCCAACGGAUGGACGGACAACCAUAUCGCUAUUGAGUGGCUUGAGAGGAUGGACAUGGAAGUCAUGCAACGGAUGCAUGGAUGGCCACAUGCUUUUUGA